This is a messenger RNA of Anas platyrhynchos (mallard), 2302 nucleotides long. RefSeq names its product MCL1 apoptosis regulator, BCL2 family member (gene MCL1). The record is from RefSeq and is a predicted model, not a curated record. NCBI's taxonomy places the organism in Eukaryota, Metazoa, Chordata, Aves, Anseriformes, Anatidae. Gene Ontology annotation, cellular component: mitochondrial outer membrane. Gene Ontology annotation, molecular function: BH domain binding; channel activity. Gene Ontology annotation, biological process: intrinsic apoptotic signaling pathway in response to DNA damage; regulation of apoptotic process; extrinsic apoptotic signaling pathway in absence of ligand.
GCCAUGUUCGCCCUGCCGCGCAACGCCCUCAUCGGCUUCAACCUCUACUGCGGCGGCGGCACCGGGCCCGGAGGGGGCGGCGGCGGAGGGGGCCCGGCCUCACCGGGGGGGACCCCGGCCCCCCCCUCCCCCUCUUCCCCCCCCCCUCCCCUCCUCUCCGGUCCCGCCGCCCCCUCCCCGUUCCCGGCGGCUCGCGGCGCCCCCUGCUCGCUGCUGAUUGGCUCCGCCGCCGCUCCGCGCUCGCUGAUUGGCUCCGCCGCUCCCCGGUCGCCGCCGUUGUGGAGCCCCGAGGAGGAGCUGGACGGCUGCGAGCCCGAGGCCGAGCUGGGGGGGCCCGGAGGAGGAGGAGGGGGGGGGGGGUCCUUACCGGGGACCCCCCCGGAGUUACCCGCGGAUGAGUUGAGGCAGGACUCGUUGGAAUUGAUCCUCCGGUAUCUGCGGGAAGCGGCGGGGGAAACGGAACCGGGCUUGAAAAAGUUUUUGCCGGGGCUUUUGGGAAGGCCCGGAGGGGCGGGGGACGGCGUGAUGGAGAAAGCGCUGGAAACGUUGAGGAGGGUGGGGGACGGAGUCCUGGAGAAACACGAGCUGGCCUUCCAAGGAAUGCUUCGGAAGCUGGAAAUCAAGAAGGAGGAGGACCUGCAGGCCGUGGGUGAGGUGGCGGCCCACCUCUUCAGCGACGGGGUGACCAACUGGGGGCGCGUCGUCACCCUCAUCUCCUUCGGCGCCUUCGUCGCCCGGCACCUGAAAAGCGUAAAGCAGGAGAAAAGCAUCGGCUCCCUGGCCAGGAUCAUCACCGACGCCCUCGUCUCGUCCAAACGCGAGUGGCUCGUGAGCCAGGGAGGCUGGGAGGGUUUCGUCGACUUUUUCCGAGUGGAAGACCUGGAAGGCAGCAUCAGGAACGUGCUGAUGGCGUUCGCAGGAGUGGCUGGACUGGGAGCGAGCUUGGCCUACAUGAUCCGGUGAAACCCCGGCAUGCCGCAGAGGUGCGGAACUCUGGGUGGCCCGGCUCUCUUGGCGUGGAGCUGGCGAGCUUCCUCCUGCGGGCGUUAUUUCUGAAGCCAAGACUUGAGCGACCCCCCAGGAGAACCCCCCCAGGCCUCCCCCACUGAGCGAUCCUUUCCUCCGAAGGAAGGCGAGGCGUGCGCCGGUCGGAUUGUGAGAGGGGACCCGAUGAGGAUUAUCGCUUUUUGGGAGCAGAAAAGCGGAAGAAGUUUGGUGGAUGGGCUCGGUUUGAGAGCCCGAGUGGACUGCUUCGGUUUUACCCCGGAGUUUUGAGCCUCGCCUGGACUGAAGCCUCUUGAGCUUGGCGUGGUGGGAGCGAAAUAUUCAGAGCUUGGUGCUCCUGGGGAGAGCAGCUCCUCUGGCAGAGCUUCGAGUGCGAGCCCGGCGCCGCCUCGGGAAGGAGCGGAGCCCCCCCGGGGGCUGGCAGGAGGUGGCAGGGAGGCGGCGGAGCGGGGCCGGCGCGGCGCGGUGACCGCAGGCAGCUGCUGCCCCGUCUGACUGCUCUCGCUGCACCACAGGCAGUUUAAAAAUAGGGAGUGCACUUUGUGGGUAUUUACAAAAAAAAAAACUACAAAACAACAACAAAAAAAAAGAGCCAUGGGGCGGAGAAAGCUGUAAAGAAGCUGUAAAUACGUCCAAGCUGUAGGAUAUGUACAUUUUUUACCGAGCUAACAGUGCAGAGGUAAAGGGGUUGAGCGUGACGGAGCUGCUUAGGGGCACGCCGUGCUUCGUCCCUCGUGUGGUUGUAGCAAAACCUUCGGCCUCGACGCCGAGUGAGCCCUUCAGAGAGGCACCCGAGCCAAAUUCGCAAGGAGCACAGCAAGGAGCAGCGGCCUGGGGGGCUCGCGUUGUGCCCACAGCUUGCUGGUGACACUUGGUGUUCCUGUUUAUUUUUUAUCUCCCUUUUUUUUGGGGUUUUCUAGCUCCUUCUAGUAGAUGGGGAACUUGGUGUCAGUUCCUUCCUUCUCUCCCCUCUAAUCUUGACCCCGUAAGCAGGGAGUGGAACCAAGCUGGUGUUUGAAUGUAAAUGUUCUGCAGCAGAACCCAAAACCCGGUGCCUCCGCCAGGGCCAGCCCCAUGUGCUCCAGCCGUGGAUCGGUCGGGUCCGGGGGCAGCUCAGCCUCGCAGAACGGGGCCCUGAGCAAGUGAGAGGGGAGAGAGAGAAUGUGCCUACGGUGCUUGACCUGCAGCCUGAGCGAUGCCCCAGACAACCCUGAGCAGGGAGCUGGAGGGCAGCGCUCGCCAGGCCUGCUUGUGUGCUGAGCAAGCACUUAGAUCUGCCAAUAAAUGUUUUUUUUGA